CGGUAUCUCCGAGCAAGUGUAUUGAGGCUCGUGGGACUCGAGUUCUCAAGUUGUAACGGUUUGUUAAGCACCCGUAAGCUUAACGGAAGUAGUGUAGCUCGAGAGAGUCUCUCCGGAGGCUGGAUUAGCCACAAGUUGUGGUGAACCAGGAUAAAUCUUGGCUCCACGCGGACAUGGAAGUGCAUCCUAUGAUACAACGCUUGAGAGACCUUUACCAGGGUCAACCCCAAAACUCAGAUAUUUACGUUAUUGAAGUCAACAUGUCUGAUUUCACCUCUUGGGUGAUGGAUACCGGAUGUGGUUCUCACAUCUGCACUUCUAUGCAGAAUCUGCAUGAAGUUAGACAUUUGACUGAGGGAGAAGUCCAGCUUAAGGUCGGAAAUGGAGCACUUGUCAAUGCGCUCGCUGUAGGAACUUAUGUUCUCUCUCUCCCUAGUGGCUUGUUGUUGCAUUUAAACAAUUGCUUGUUUGUACCUGCCAUUAGCAGGAAUAUCAUUUCUGUGUCCUGUCUUGACAACGCAGGAUUUUCUAUUAACAUCAAAGACAAGUGCCUUUCGGUUUUCAGAAAUGAUAUUUACUAUGCAACUGCUAAGAUGACCAAUGGUCUUUAUAUCUUAGACUUAGACGCCACUGUUUAUAACGUAGAUGUUAAGAGAAGCAAACCAAACAGUUUGAAUCUCACAUACCUUUGGCAUUGUUGUUUGGGCCACAUUAACGAGAAACGCAUAUCUAAGUUACGUCACUCUGGCGUACUUGAUUCAUUUGACCUCGAGUCUUAUGAUGUAUGCCAAUCUUGUUUACUCGGUAAAAUGACAAAGGCUCCAUUCACCGGUCACGGUGAAAGGGCGAGUGAUGUAUUAGGUGGUUUCUCAUACUUCGUAACAUUUACUGAUGACCUCAGUCGACGCCUCAUGACGUCUGGUAAGCUAGAUUCCAAAUCUGACAGGUGUAAAUUUGUGGGAUACCCUAAGGAAACGAAAGGGUAUGAGUUCUAUCAUCCGACCGAUAACAAAAUCUUUGUUGCUCGGAACGGAACCUUCCUUGAGAAGGAGUUUCUCUCAGCUAUUUCUAGCGGGAGAAAGGUAGACCUCGAAGAAAUUCGAGAACCACAAGAAGAGAUCUCAUCAGUAGUGGAAUCCGAGCGUCAAGAUUUAGUAUCUCGACCGGCUCGGGUUUUACCACGUAGGUCACACCGGAUGCGUAAUCCUCCGGUUAGAUACGGUUUCCUUGUAUCUGAUGAAGGUGACGUCUUGCUGGUAGACCAAGGCGAACCUGAGACCUACCUCGAGGCAAUCACAUACCAGGGGAAUCCAGGUGAAGCACACUGGACAGCGGUCAAAAACAUCCUAAAGUAUCUUCGGAAUACUAAGGAUGCAUUCCUGGUAUAUGGAAAUGAGGAAGAGCUGAAAGUGGUCGGUUACACUGAUGCAAGCUUCCAAACCGAUCGAGACGAUUACAAGUCACAAGCAGGGUAUGUGUUUUGCCUGAAUGGUGGAGCUUUUAGCUGGAAGAGUUCUAAACAGGGCACAACCGCCGAUUCAACUACAGAGGCUGAGUACAUGGCUGCUGCUGAAGCAGCAAAGGAAGGUGUUUGGAUAAAGAAGUUCAUUUCUGAACUUGGAGUGGUUCCUAGCAUUAAUGACCCAAUCCCGUUAUUUUGCGACAACACUGGGGCCAUUGCACAGGCAAAGGAACCACGAUCUCACCAAAAGACCAAGCACAUUGUACGACGUUAUCACAUCAUACGAGAAAUCGUAGACAGAGGUGAUAUAGAGAUUUGCAAAGUAGGAACAGACGACAACAUAUCCGACCCCCUGACCAAGCCCUUGGGAAAGCUAAAGCAUGAGGGUCACACUAGGUCAAUGGGCAUUCGACAGAUGCCAGAUUGGCCAUAGUGCAAGUGGGAGAUUGUUGGAGUUGGUGCCCUUAUGGCCAACUGUUGUUGUAAUAUCUUAGAUAUUUUCUAUGAUAUUAAAUAAUGGAUCUUCACCCUCUACUCCCUUAGGUGAUUCGGCCAAAGAGAAGAGAGGGAAGAGCAUAAUAUUUGAGUUCCAAAAGUUAUUAUUUUGGGUGUAGAAAAUUGUUAUAAUAUUUUCUUUAAAAUAUUAUUGAUAUAUUUUCUACUAUUUAAUAUACAAGAUUUAUAUUAUCCCUAAAAUAAUCUUUAUAUUAAAUAUACUAUUAUAAUCUUUACUAGCAUAAAGAUUAUAGUAGACUCCGGAGAUUGUUCGUGUGUCAAAGUUGGAGGCCGGACGCUUGAACGGCUACGUUUGCUCCUUCAACAUCUUUUGCUCGACUUCUCGUUCAUACCGCUUUACCGGAGAAGGUAUAAGUUUCUAUCUCUAGCUAUAGUUUUAGUACGUGUUCUUGGGCUAGUAAUCACUAUUGGGAGAUUAAAUUUUUGUAUUUCCGCUGCCCUCCCUACCGUGGUUACCUUUCAUGAAAUUUAUGUGGCCAAUGUGAUGCAUGUUAUUUAAGUAUAAAUAUGUUAUCGAUCUCUCGCGUUAUCGUACCACUCAGCUUUAUGCUGAGCGUGUAGUCUUUUAUCUACACGUAGGUUGAAGCACAGAUUAUGUGAACCACCUGAGGGACGAAAAGAUGAUAGGAUGCCAGGUUGACAUGCAUGAUUUUCACAAGCAUUGCAUUUGAAGUUUCGGGUUUGACCCACAUCAUUGUAUUUGUAUUAUUUUAAGUCUUCCGCUAUCUCCGAUAUUUUGUAAAAGGAUCGAUCCGAAUUUAGUAUUUUGUAUUUGAAGUUUUGUUUUAUGAAUUUCAUUUAAUGAUUUGGAAAAGUUUUAAAAAUAUUGCUUCCUUUUCACCUUAAUUCUUAUAAUUCCAGGUUAAACGAAUUGAGGUGUUACAUAAACAACCUUUUUUUAGUUAUACGCCGUCUAUUAACACUACGGUUUUUAUUGGUUGUCCUUUAGAUAUUCAAACUAUAUUUUCAGAUAGUAGUUGAAUCGGCUAUCAGGCAGCUGCUCGGAAGACCACUACAAGUAUUUUCAUCAAACAACUAUUACGUUGGGUAGUAUGUAUAAUGUUCAGACUAUUAUUUUUGUCUCAUCUUAAACAACUAUUUUUUUAGUUGUACACCAUCUAUAAACACUACUGUUUUGGAUCAUUGUCCUUUAGACAUUCAAACAAUAUUUUCGGACAAUAUCAAAAUUGUUAUCAAACAGCUUCUUGGAACACCACUG
Cuscuta campestris is the source of this 3197-nucleotide messenger RNA. The record is from the annotation of a GenBank genome assembly. Lineage: Eukaryota; Viridiplantae; Streptophyta; Magnoliopsida; Solanales; Convolvulaceae.